Saccostrea echinata is the source of this 540-nucleotide messenger RNA. RefSeq lists its product as uncharacterized. The transcript has a single exon. NCBI's taxonomy places the organism in Eukaryota, Metazoa, Mollusca, Bivalvia, Ostreida, Ostreidae. The record is from RefSeq and is a predicted model, not a curated record. Bases 1 to 540 code for a protein of 179 amino acids.
AUGUGGCGUUAUUUUACUCGUCAUAAAACCAGACGGUAUUUAGAGAUCUUACCGGAUUUAGUGUAUGCUUACAAUCACACUUAUCAUCGCAGUAUCCAAAGAACACCAGCUCAAGUGAAUCCUUCUAAUGUGUUAAAAGUCUGGAAAACUUUAUAUGGGAAAUCAAAUCGGAAACAGUUUCCUAAACCUCAAUUUAAAGAAGGAGAUCAGGUACGCAUCAGUAAAGCCAAACGCACAUUUGAAAAAGGAUAUUUACCUAAUUGGAUCACAGAACUGUUUACCAUUUCUAAAAGAGUUCCUGGAAGGUAUCCUUACGUGUAUAGAGUGCAAGAUUAUAACGGAGAGGAAUUAGAAGGGACUUUUUACGAAAAAGAAUUACAACAGAUCAUUAAGAAAGACGACGUGUACGAAGUGGAGGAAAUCUUGCGGUAUAAAAAGCGACGCGUAGGGAAAAAAAUCAUUCAAGAAGUCAAAGUUCGGUGGAAAGGAUAUCCCCCUAGUUUCGAUUCAUGGAUUCCCCAAACGGAUCUCAUCAAAUAA